Hypanus sabinus (Atlantic stingray) is the source of this 4766-nucleotide messenger RNA. It is a transcript of the gene ndrg4, whose product is annotated as NDRG family member 4. Gene Ontology annotation, biological process: positive regulation of ERK1 and ERK2 cascade; signal transduction; brain development. The coding region runs from base 400 to 1524 and encodes 374 amino acids. Gene Ontology annotation, cellular component: cytoplasm. The record is from RefSeq and is a predicted model, not a curated record. The transcript has 16 exons. Lineage: Eukaryota; Metazoa; Chordata; Chondrichthyes; Myliobatiformes; Dasyatidae.
AUCGUGUGUGUGUAGGGAGUUGAAGACUGGCAAGGCAGCAUCAGCGGCUGCUUGCAUCUCGGGUCACUGACGCAGGGCGAUCACUCAGGCGGGUGGCCAACCACUACCUGGAAGCCUUCCGCUCGGCCCUAAUUUCUCCGGUGUUCCUGGCAGGCGCUCCCAGCAGAGCAGAGUCGAGCCGCCACGAACGAGCUUCGCGUUUAAGGACAGUCUCCGCCUGUCGGCGCGCGCUCUCGAGCCGCGACCCCGAACGAGAACAAGUCGGACCGAAGUGAGCGGAAGUUCCCGCGGGGCUGAGGGAGUUGCAAUCGAGAGAGUUGGGGUUGGUGAUUAUUGCUGCAGAUUUAUUACAUUUGACCGGUGAGCUCAUUGGCAGGAUUUGACUGGCACCGAUUGGAAAUGGCUGGCCUGCAAGAGAUCCGAAUGACAGAGGAAAAGCCUCUGCUCCGGGAACAGAUGUCAAUGGAUAAUUGUGACAUAUUCCUGCCUCCUGUGGACUCAAAUUGGCAGGAGCAUGACAUUGAAACCCCCUAUGGGAUGUUGCAUGUUGUUAUCCGUGGUGCUCCUAAAGGAAACCGCCCAGCAAUCCUGACCUACCAUGAUGUUGGGAUGAACCAUAAGCUGUGCUUCAACACGUUCUUCAACUUUGAGGACAUGCAGGAAAUCACCAAACACUUUGUUGUGUGCCACGUGGAUGCCCCUGGCCAGCAGACAAGUGCCUCACAAUUCCCUGCAGGGUACCAAUUUCCAACCAUGGACCAGCUUGCUGCCAUGUUGCCAAGUGUAGUUCAGCAUUUUGGAUUUAAAAGUAUUGUUGGAAUCGGAGUGGGGGCUGGGGCCUACAUCCUGGCCAAGUUUGCUUUAAUUUUCCCAGAUCUGGUGGAGGGAUUGGUCCUUGUCAACAUUGAUCCCUGUGGAAAGGGUUGGAUUGAUUGGGCAGCAACUAAGCUCUCAGGUCUGACCAGCUCACUCCCUGACACUGUCCUGUCACACCUCUGCAGCCAGGAGGAAUUAAUGAACAAUACGGAGCUGGUGCAGAGCCUGCGACAACAGAUAGGAGCUAACAUUAACCAAACCAAUCUGCAGCUGUUCUGGAACAUGUACAACAGUCGCAGAGAUUUGGAAAUGAACAGACCUGGAAGUGUAGCCAAUGCCAAGACUCUGCAGUGUCCAGUGAUGCUGGUGGUGGGGGACAAUUCUCCAGCAGAGGAAGGAGUGGUGGAAUGCAAUUCCAAACUGGACCCAACUCAGACAACUUUCCUAAAGGUAAUGGCUGACUGUGGUGGCUUGCCCCAGAUCACUCAGCCUGGAAAGCUGACAGAAGCCUUCAAAUACUUUCUGCAGGGCAUGGGCUACAUGGCCUCUGCAAGUAUGACACGACUGGCUCGUUCACGCACAGCCUCGCUGACCAGUGCCAGCUCAGUAGAUGGGCAACGUCCACGUAUCUGCACCCAAACCAACAGCAGUGACAGCAUGGGCCAGGUCACUCAGAAUAUGUCACACACCAUGGAGGUGUCAUGCUAAAAGGUGAUGGGAGGUUGGAAAAAGCAGCAUGGCUGACCCCUACCCACUCUGCAGAAUGAUUAUUCCAUCUUAGUUUUGGUAUGGGGCAGUGUAAACAAAGCCUAGAGAUUGCUCUAUUACUUUGCUGUAGCAGUCUGUAGUUCCCUAGCCUAACAAAUAAAGGCUCCCCACUGCUUUUUUUUCUUGCAUGAGUUGCAAUUAUCGUGAAAAUUUAUUUUGGUAAAUGUAGCUAUCCGAGCAUUUCCAAUCUGUUAGCAGGCUUUUACGCGAUUGGUUUUAUUUUUUACCAGUCAGUCAGUGCCAUGGUCCAUAUUAGGGACUGUGCCAAUGCAAUAGUAAUCUUGUAUUCAAUUACUUUAACGUGUGCUAAGGGAAAGCAUCAAUUUUUAUGUUGUUUUAAAUGUGAAGGCAUUUCCAAACAUUGGUGUGUUAAAUAAUUGUCCUAGAUAGCCUGUUCUUUAUGCUUUCUGUAACACAGGAUACAAAAGAGCUGCUCUGAUUACUCUAGAUGUAGUGAAUCUGGUUCCACUACUUAAUGGUUUGUAGAUAAUUUUGUUCCCCUGUCCCUAACUUCAGCUGCAGCUUAGGCAAUGAUAAAAUGAAGAGUUGAAAAAUUGCUGGGAGGCUUGUUCAGAUUUUGUGACAAAUGUACUGUUACUGAAACUUUUUUUUGUAUAACUGAUUCUUCGAUGUUGCUGUUAUUGAUCUGAUACCUGGCCACAGCUGUGGCUACCCAAUUAAUAAUUAAUUCACUUAAUGUAACUAAUAAAUGUUUAUUGAAAAUAAAGUCAGUGUUAAAACCAGCCUUGUUUUGGUAGAUGAUUUCACAUAUUCUGCUAUGAUUUAAUCUUGUUGGCAUUAUUACAUUAUGUUGGACUGAUAAUAGCACACUCUGUUAGCAUAAAUUGGAAACAGAUGUUCUCAGGGAAAAGUACAGAAGAAAUGUGGCAAAUGUUCAGGGGAUAUUUGUGUUGACUUCUGCAUAGGUACCUUCCAAAGAGACAGGGAAGUUAUGGUAGGGUACAGGAACCGUGGUGUACAAAGGCUGUCAUAAAUCUAGUCAAGAAGAAAAGCUUACAAAAGGUUCAGAGAGCUAGGUAAUGUUAGAGAUCUGGAAGAUAAGGCUAAUAGGAAGGAGCUUAAGAAGGAAAUUAGGAGAGCGAGAAGAGGCCAUGAGAGGGCCUUGGUGGGCAGGAUUAAGGAAAACCCCAAAAGGCAUUCUACAAGUAUGUAAAGAGCAAGAGGAUAGGACGUGAAAGAAUAGGACCUAUCAAGUGUGACAGUAGGGAUGUAUGUAUGGAACCGGAGGAAAUAGCAGAGGUACUUAAUGAAUACUUUACUUCAGUAUUCACUAUGGACCUUGGUGAUUGCAGUGCUGACUUGCAGCAGACUGAAAAGCUUAAGAAAGAGGAUGUGCUGGAGCUUUUAGAAAGCAUCAAGUCGCCGGGUCCAGAUGAGAUGUAACCCAGGCUACUGUGGGAGGUGAGGGAGGAGAUUGCUGAGCCUCUGGCAAUGAUCUUUGCAUCAUCAAUGGGAACUGGAGGAUUGGAGGGUUGUGGAUGUUGUUCCUUUAUUCAAGAAAGGAAAUAGAUAGCCCAGAAAAUUAUAGACCAGUGAGUCUUACAUCAGUGGUUGGUAAUUUGAUACAGAAGAUCCUGAGAGGCAGGAUAUAAGAAAAUUUGGAGAGGUAUAAUAUGAUUAGGAAUAGUCAGCAUGGCUUUGUCAAGGGCAGGUCAUGCCUUACGAGCCUGAUUGAAUUUUUUGAUUAAACACAUUGAUGAAGGAAAAGUAGUAGAUGCAGUGUACAUGGAUUUUAGCAAGGCAUUUGAUAAAUGCAAGACUUAUUGAGAAAGUAAGGAGGUAUGGGAUCCAAGGGCACAUUGCUUUGUGGAUCCAGAACUGGCUUGUCCACAGAAGGCAAAGAGUGGUUGUAGAUGGGUCAUAUUCUGCAUGGAGGUUGGUCACCAGUGCAGUGCCUCAGGGAUCUGUUCUGGGACCCUUACCCUUUGUGAUUUUUAUAAAUGACCUGGAUGAGGAAGUGGAGGGAUGGGUUAGUAAGUUUGCUGAUGACACAAAGGUUGGCGGUGUUGUGGAUAGUGUGGAGGGCUGUCAGAGGUUACAGCAGGACAUUGAUAGAAUGCAAAACUGGACUGAGAAGUGGCAGAUGGAGUCAACCCAGAUAAGUGUGAGGUGGUUCAUUUUUGUAGGUCAAAUAUGAUUACAGAAUAUAGUAUUAAUGGUAAGACUCUUUGGCAGUGUGGAGAAUCAGAGGGAUCUUGGGGUCCGAGUCCAUAGGAUGCUCAAAGCAGUUACGCAGGUUGACUGUCGUAAAGAAGGCGCACGAUGCAUUGGUCUUCAUCAAUCAUGGGAUUGAGUUUAAGAGCCGAGAGGUAAUGUUAUAGCGGUAUCGGACCCUGGUCAGACCCCACUUGGAGUACUGUGCUCAGUUCUAGUCACCUCACUACAGGAAGGAUGUGGAAGCCAUAGAAAGGGUGCAGAGGAGAUUUACAAGAAUGUUGCCUGAAUUGGGGAGCAUGCCUUAUGAGAAUAGUUUGAGGGAACUCGGCCUUUUCUCCUUGGACCGAUGGAGGAUGAGAAGUGACCUGAUAGAGGUUUAUGAGAUGAUGAGAGGCAUUGAUCGUGUGGAUAGUCAGCUUUUUCCCAGGGUGAAAUGGUUGCCACAAGAGGACACAGGUUUAAGGUGCUGGGGAGUAGGUACAGAGGAGAUGUCAGGGUUAAGCUUUUUACUCAGAGUGGUGAGUGCGUGGAAUGGGCUGCUGGCAACAGUGGUGGUGGAGGUGGACACGAUAGGGUCUUUUAAGAGACUUUUGAAUAGGUACAUGGAGCUCAGAAAAAUAGAGGGCUAUAGGUACACCUAGUAAUUUCUAAGUAGGGACAUAUUCGGCACAAUUUUGUGGCAGGAAAAUGGGGUUGAGUCAUGAUCAAUGGCAGUGCAGAUACAGUGGGCUAAAUAGCCUAGUUCUGCUCCUAUGGUCUUACAGACAAGAAAAUCUUUGACUUUAGCUCCUAGCAGCAAAUUUAUAAAUUGUCUUCCGUGUAUGGCCUUCUUAUAAUGUUCUAAAGCACUUUCCUGGCAAACUGGUGCCUUUGAGUAUGAACAGUUCUCUCCUUUAUAAUUUAAAGCAAUAGCAAUUGGUAAUCUUGUGUAAAUCUGUUGAGGGAUAAACAUUGGGAAAUAAGAAUACCCUUGCUCUUCGUUUAAAUUGUGCCAGGGAAUUGUG